Messenger RNA from Mesocestoides corti, 780 nucleotides. Lineage: Eukaryota; Metazoa; Platyhelminthes; Cestoda; Cyclophyllidea; Mesocestoididae. The record is from the annotation of a GenBank genome assembly.
AUGGAGCAACCACCACCUGACGGUCGCACGCGCCAUGGUUCCCAUGGCUACGAGGUCACGCAAGCUCGUGGAUCUCAGGUUGUGUCGCGCUCACCCAGUGGUCGCAACUCACCGUCGACACCGCCGAAGCGAGUGAAACUCUCGAACCGGUUCAAGCGCCUCCUGGCCACGGCAACCACCCUGCCGGUGCUCGCGCUAAUCCUCAUGGUGUGCACCACCUUCUCACCUCAGUGGGAGCGCGUUGAGUUCGCUUUCGACAAGGUCGUGCGAUUUGCGUGCUCGACACCAGCCAGCCAAUCACGCACCUGGUCGUUGGCUUACCUCAUCCUGGAAACCGGAAGCAGGAUACCCUUCGACAAGAACGAGGUCCAUGCAUGCCGCGAGGCCUGUGGGCGCCUCUUCAAUAGGACCCAAGCCGGGGAGGCGCAGAAAUCCGUUGUUGGUGCUGGACUCCUCAAACUGAGUACCAAUGCCAACACCACUUCCAACACCACAACUCUGAUUGAGGUGUACAACAUGCUGGCAGGUGUCUUCCAAGUUUGCUAUAAAACACAAGUGCCAAUGGAACGUGGACUGAUGGCCAUCAUCAAGGCGCCUCUUCGCACAAGCGCGUCCUGCUUCAACUACAUUCUUAACGGACCACGCUGGAAGGGUUCCGGUUGCCGACUGAUGAUGUUAAUUGUGCAGUCGAGCGAUGCUGCCUCAGGGGAGACAGCUGCGGCGCCACCAUGCUCCCCGCCCCCUCUUUUGGUGUCCGUCACGCUGGCAGUGGGAUUGUAG